Molecule: messenger RNA, 627 nt
Organism: Trichophyton verrucosum HKI 0517
Lineage: Eukaryota; Fungi; Ascomycota; Eurotiomycetes; Onygenales; Arthrodermataceae
Exons: 1
Coding region: 1-627 (208 amino acids)
Source: RefSeq, a predicted model, not a curated record
AUGUCGCAACCCUCGGAGCUCGCUAAGAAACGAGCUGAAGACUACAAGAGAUUCAAGCUCUAUGCAGCCGUUGGGAUUGGCGUUGCUGCUCCAAUACUCAUUGCCCUGCCUCCUCGAAAGCUCGACGUGUACACGGCUGCCCUAGUAACGGCAUGCGUCGCCUCAGUAGACUACCUUCUGACGGAACGGACGGGCAAAGGCAUACUCUCGCAGAUGGCAACCUUGGUUCCAGCAAAGCCAACCCUUCUCAAUGACCUUCCGACGAAAAAAGCCGAAGAGUUAAAUGAACGGAUGCGGAUUGCGAGAAUUCAGGAGCAAGAAUUAGAGAGGCUACGAGGUAGCAUGCUUGGUGAAGAAGAAGAGGAGGAAGAAAAACCCAGCUUGAGAAAGAGUAUUAGAAAGUUCUGGAUGGGCAGGGAGACUGAAGGAUGGAUAGAGAGGAGGCGGGAGGAAGAAAGAAAAGCCCUGGCGGAAGGGAAAUCAUAUUCUGAGAUAAUGAUGGACUAUUUUCGAGAUGCCUGGAGGCUGGAUGAGGGCCGCGAGCAAGGCGGCAACACAGAGAAGAACCCGGUCGAGCAGCAAGAGGUGCAGCCGGUCGAGCAGAACGAGAAAGAUUCAACAAGCUAG